UGCAGCUGGACUCCGCGGGGCCUCCCUCAGCGCCUGUCCCGGCGUGUGCCCUUCGGCGAGACACGUGUCCGGACGCGGCGGCAGCAACAGCAGCACGGAGAGCCGCCCACCGCCUGCCCGGGGGUUUGGGGUUCCCAAGGUGGCUGCUGUCAGGAUGAGCCUCGCUGCCCCCUGCUGCGCGGCCAAGGAGAGGCGACCGGGCAAGGGCUGCGCUUUCCGCCUCUGCCUGCUCUCGGCCACGCUCCUCCUGUGCCUGCAGCUGCUACUCAGGCGCUCCUGGGACUCCGCCGACGCCGAGCUCGACGGAGCGGACACCGGAGCGGACAAGCCCGCUGCCGGCCGCAGCCGAGUCGAGAAGGCCAACAAGGCGGAGGCUGCUGCGGCCAGCAGGAGGAGGCGAGUUACCUACGUGCGAAGCAGCCGCCGGGGGAGCGCCGUAGGCCCCACCUGUUGCCUCCAGGCGGCGCUGCCGCGCACCAGCCGCAAGAAGACUAUACGAUGGCAUGUAGACUUGCAGCCAUGGGCAAGUCCAGUACCUUCCUUGAGUAAUGAAGCCCUGAGGCUCUUGAACUAUAUCAGCACCACCCAGAUGUCAUGUGACCAUUUGAACACACAAGACCUGCCAGAAACCCCUGAUAGCUUAAAGAGGCCAUGGUCAGUCUGCCUGGAUGACAGAUUAAGUUUGAUUCAUCGAAUGAAAAGCAAGCAAUGUCGUUUAUAUUCACUGGGACUGGGCGAUGAAGAUAACCAGUUUGAGCUGAGCAUGGCCAACAGUGGAUGUGAAGUGCAUCGCUUUGACCCCGGCAUCAGAGCAGCACAUAUUCAAGAAGGACAUCUCUGGUACCAUCGCCUAUCCAUCGACUGGCGGGAUCCUAAUCCAGCGAUUGCUGCUCAUAAGCUUCAUGCCAACACCAAGAGGCUUGGUGCCAUAUUGAAUGACUUCGGCCAUUACAAGAUUGAUGUCCUCAAGGCAGAUAUGGAAAGUGCAGAAUGGAAAAUUUUGGAAAAUCUUAUCCUGGAGGAUGUUGUGCUGCAGAUUGGACAACUGGUGUUUGAAAUCCACGUCCAUUGGCCUGGAUUUGAGGUCAGCGGUAAUGACAGUACUGUGGUUCGGUAUUGGUACAGUCUUCUCAAGGAGUUAGAACUGAAGGAGUUCAGGCUUUUUCACACUUACAAAGACUUAUCAAAGCCACAGAUAUUUCUAAAAAGGGCAGCCUUCAAUGCAAGUAGCUGCUAUACUCUGAGUUGGGUGAAUACAAGAUGGAAAUAGAAAGCCUCAGCUACGGAAGAGAACUGUGAAUCAUCACCUUCAGGAGUGUGAUUGAAGAUGAUAUUGGAGACCUUGACAAAAGUUACUGAACUUGCAAAGACAAGCUGGGGUGAAUAAUAACCGACUUGCAUCCAACCACACAGUUCUGAAGAUUAGAGAACGCUUGUGUCUUCAGAAGAGGUGAUGAUAGUUUCUGCUGAUUUAUCUUCCCACAGCAGAUCCCACACUUGGCCUUUCCUACUGUUCCUGAGGAUCCACUGACCUCCUCCCCACACUAUGGUGAGGUUCAGUAGACUGCAGUCAGAGGGGGAAGCAGGAAGGUUCUGCGAAUUAUUGGGUAUAUACCCGGAUUUUUUUCCUUGUUUUCUCUGUACUAUUCCCCACUGCAAAGGCACAGGUCAUGGAAGAAGUAGUUUGAAUUUAAAAUGGUUUGCUUCUGCUGUACACAUGGCUGCACAUCAAUUCAUGCUUAGAUGAAUGACAGGAGCAGGCAACUGUUCUGUAAUAAUUGCAUUGAUUAAGAAAUUGGCAUGCAUGAAAGGACACUGUAUCCUUACGGACAGACGAGAUGAGCAAAUUAGCUUCUAAUGUUAAUUUUUUACUCUUUCUUUGCGCUCGAGGAAGGGGAGACUGUUUCUCAGGGUUCUGACCUACAGGAGGCACUUUAUCUUGCUGUGUCUUCUAGUACGCAUUUCCAGGCACUUGAAUUUAUUCUCUAUUGUAUGGCUGCUGGGCAGUCGUUUCCGUAAAUAAUUCCUUUUUUUUCUCGAUGCCUUUUUUAUCUUGUACUGUGGUAUAUGGCCCAAUUCGCAACAUGCUUUAUUUUAGCAGUUUGCAUCAAAUUAGGCAACUUUUGCUUUCAAUCAGUGGCAGUAAGUAAUAAGAAGAGCGUUGCUGGAUAAGAUAGAGGGUUCAUCUAAUCCAGCAUCCUGUUUGCCAGAGUGACCAACCAGUUGUUUCCUGGAAAUCCACAAACAGCUCAUGAAAGCAACAGUGUAAAGAUGUUGCUUUUUCAUUUCCCAGCUCUUGCGACCUUGGCAGCAUUCCUCGAGCUGGGCUGUGUGCCCGGUGAGGCAAGCUAACCUUGCUACUCCUUAUCUAUG
Molecule: messenger RNA, 2373 nt
Organism: Sphaerodactylus townsendi
Lineage: Eukaryota; Metazoa; Chordata; Lepidosauria; Squamata; Sphaerodactylidae
Gene: METTL24
Product: methyltransferase like 24
Exons: 5
Coding region: 155-1270 (371 amino acids)
Source: RefSeq, a predicted model, not a curated record